GACAUGCUGUGUGUAAGUGCUGUCAGACCAGGAUGCAGCAGCUGCUGUUCAGAGAGAAGGGGCUCCCAACAAAUCCAAGGCCUUCAGCACAUGGAAGCAGUGACUACAGCAGAGCAGAGACAAGGCAUCCCGUUUGGAGCUGCCACAUCCUAUGUACAUCUGGAGAAGCUGUGUGAAGGAUCCUGUGCAACUGUAUACAAGGGGAUCAGCAGGAUCAACAGCCAGGUGGUGGCACUGAAAGUGAUCAAGCUGGAGGCAGAGGAGGGAGUGCCCUUUACAGCCAUUCGGGAAGCUUCUCUUCUCAAGUGUUUGAAACAUGCCAACAUUGUACUGCUUCAUGACAUUAUCCAGACCAAGGAGACACUAACAUUUGUCUUUGAGUACAUGCACACAGAUCUAGCACAGUACAUGGGCCAGCAUCCUGGAGGACUCCAUUUGUGCAAUGUUAUGCUCUUCAUGUUCCAGCUUUUGCGUGGCCUGGCUUACAUCCACCAACAACACAUUCUUCACCGAGAUCUGAAACCCCAGAACUUGCUCAUCAGUUGCCUCGGUGAGCUCAAAUUAGCCGACUUUGGCCUUGCUCGUGCUCAGUCCAUCCCCAGACAGACAUACUCUUCUGAAGUUGUGACACUCUGGUACCGUCCUCCUGAUGUGUUGCUUGGAGCUACAGCUUAUUCUUCUGAUAUAGAUAUCUGGAGUGCAGGCUGUAUAUUCGUGGAAAUGAUCCAGGGUCAGCCAAUAUUUGCAUCAACUUCUGGUACUCAUGAGCAACUGGAGAAGAUCUGGGCGGUAUUGGGGGUCCCAACUGAAGACACCUGGCCAGGGCUUUCCAAGCUCCCCAACUAUAACCCAGAACUGGUUGCUUCCAGGAGACCUCAGAGACUCCGAGUCAUCUGUGACAGGAUGAGCAGGGUGCCAGCAGCAGAGAAUUUGGCCUCCAGGAUGCUCACAGCCUUCCCUCGAGGCCGAAUCUCUGCACAAGAUGCGCUUCUUCAUAGCUUCUUCAGCCCUCUGCCUCCUCAGCUCUAUCAGGUUCCUGCUGGACAAUCAGUGCUCACAGUUCCAGGGGUGAGACUGCAACCUGAAAUCUGUGACCUGUUUGCUUCUUACCGAAAAGGCCGUGUCUCAGGAGGUUUGAGCAAGUUUUGGUAGAAAUCGUGGACGAUUGAAAAAUUGUUGGAAAGCAACGUCAGAAGGAUUGACUUGGCAACGAAGAGGCAACAGCACAGUCUGGACACUGGACUUGCAGAAUAUACUCAGCCAUGUGUCACUUAAUAGAGAGCUCCCUGGACCAGAAGAUCGAUGUACAAACAGGACAGAUGGGGACUGACAAUUGAAAGAAUGUAGAGGCUCAUCCAAGGCUUACAGAGACCUGUCAUUCCUGGGGUAUGCCUACAAUCUCCUUCAACAAAAGAGCUCCUGAGGGAAGGAGGGGAUUAGUCAAAAGUUGAGUGAAGUCUCCAGGGAAGAUGGUUUCUUGGAUAGAGUUGUCAACAAAAGGAAUUGUUUAAGACUAUUUGUGAUAAUUUCCUAGAGGGAGCUUCUGCCAUUACUAACAGGAUUACCAGCAUACUGGUUCCACCCCAGCAGAGCAUUAGACAUGUGCAUUGCAGACUGGUUGCUUAGAGCUGAAUUCAGGGGUCUUAUACAGCAUCCCAAAUGUGUGCAGGUGUUGAUGAGCAGAGGGGAGAUGGCAGAGAAUUAAGAUGCAGCCAAAUGCAGUCCAUUUUUGGUCCAGCUGUUGCAGAGAGUCCUGGCUCAUUAAUGAGUUUCCACAGUGUUUUAAUCUCCUUGAUCUCAAGGCUGCUGACAGACCAUAAGAAGGAAAGCUAAUCUGAGGUGAGUGCUGCUGGGGAUACAUGGGGAAAUCAGAGACCUCUUUCCCAACUGCAGUUGCUGUGAAAUUUCUCAUAGAAUUUUUCCUGGAAGAAUUGGGAAAGCAAGUAAUUUACUGCAUUCAAGUACUAGUCUGCUUGGUUUCAGUUAUCUCGGAUACUUUUUCUUAGCUCUGGGACAUAGAAACCAGUAGCCUUGGUGUAACCUACAGUACAUCUGGGAAGAAAACGAAGACAAAGAUAAAUCACUGAGGUGCAGACAGACAAACCUUCUUGAAUAUUUUUAUUAAUCUGAGUAGUGUCACUGGCAUGGCUGGGAGAACUUCUCUGAGCAAGAAUUGUGCAGAGCUUUGAGGCGCUGGAACAAAACCAGUCAAAGAGCCAUGGGUGGCAGCCAUAGAAACAGCUGAAAGGUGAGCUUUUAGUUAAGAGAGCUGCAUCUCCAGCCCCACUCUAGUCCAUCGUUUACCAAACACACACUGCAGAUCUGGGCAGGAAGCAGCACAACAGUUUAUGUUCCCCGCCGCCCUUGCUACAGACAUAAUUUCAGGAAUGUAUAGAUUAGCUACAUUAAGGGGGACAUAGACUAUCUGCAGGCACUGCUCAGUUAAGAGGACAAGAUUUUCCUUAGGUUCUGUUCCAUAAAAUUCUCUGCCUUAAUGAAAAGGCAAGCUAUGUCCCAAAAGUCUUUCUACCUCUAGAUUGCAUGGACUUGGAUCUCCCAAACAUCAGCCACUCUCAAUGACCUGACCUCCCUUUGCAAUACUGAACAGAGCAGCUGUACAUGAUGCCCAAGUUGGGGUAGGGGUUGUUUUGCAUUGCUUUUGCAUUCUUGGAGAUGUCUGGACUAAGAGCAGUGAAGAAGCAGGAGCUCCAGGGCCUGCAGUGGGGUGGUUGUGGCUGAAUGUCUGCUCCUAAUUGAGAACAACUAAAUGUUCAAGAUAUGAACAUAUCUUGAAUCCUUAAAUGAAAGGAUUUGUUAUGCAUGGGCAGUGAGGGAUCUAAUGAUGAGAACUGAGUCACUUUUCCUCAUGGUCUAUCCAGAGCAUCAAUUGUAAAUUUCUUCUGCCCUGGAGCAGUGGGACAGAAUGGCUUUGCUGUUUUACAUAGCUGCCACCCCAUAAUGGCCAUGCCAUUGCUAAAUUUAGCCAUAUGCUAAAUUGCCAAAGAGUCAAAUGAUACCUUAUAAUUCUGUAUCUAGAGGGGCAGAAAGCCAGGAUGACCCUGGAUAUGCUGCAACCCAGAAGUCUUCUGUUCAUUAACUCAACAUUGUAGGCCCAAUGCCUAAAGUAUGCCAGAUCAGAGAGAAACUGACUCUGAACCACUCCUCAACUAAUGGGAAUACUAUUUACAUCAGGAGUACCAUCUCAGUAGAUUUUCCAUCCCCUGGCCUGCACAAUCUCAGGGGCAACAGCCUUCAGGGAAAAUGGCUGUAGUGUUGGAAUGAGUCAGAAAGAGUAGGUAACAAGAAACAUGUCUGAAUCCAUGUACCAAGUUAGUGCCACCCAAAAAGGCAGUUCUGCUUCCCCCGUUUCCCUCCCUGCUUCAAGCUUUACAGUCUUUCUCUUUUUCUCUCUGUCACCUUUGUAAGCCCUUGAAGAACUGAUUUAAUUGACUAAACAGAUGGAAGACUAUGAACUCUUUUGCUGAGUUAGUUUUUCAUUGUUUUAGUGAGCUGAAUCAGAUUAUGCAGGGAGAAAAGUACCAGACUUAAUCUGGUACUAAUGGUUGAGUGGGAAGUAGGAAAGGAGGAGGUGGAAAAAUCCAUAAAGUUCAUAUUCUCGUAUCUCCAGCCUACUCACAUCUAGUUCCUGUGGUGUGAUCAUUCCCUGUCACAUUUGAAUGUCUGAUGUUGUUUUGAGAUAAUAACUGAAUGGGUUCUGGCAAGUAAUUGCUCAGUACUGCUGUCAUUUAUGUGGGCCCAUCUCAAAUCCAAAUGUUUGCUGUUGAACACCUCACAAAAACUCCCAGAUGUUAGCAGAGAGGUGCAGGACUGACCUUUCCUUUUUUUUUUUUUCUUUUUUUUUUUUUUUCCCCAGAGAAUACUUUCUUUUGGCAGGGGCAGGAUGGUCUGGUAAAGCAGGUGAGAGUUUAUAAAGUGCAUGUAAAUGGAGAUCAUUGUGCGUAGGGGUCAUCAAACUGUUUCUUCUCACCACCUAAUAAAAAACCAAAAACAAAUCUGAGGUUUUUGAGAAAUCCUUUAACAUCCUCCUUUAUGUUAAGAGAAGUUAACAUCAGACUUAAAUAUUUGCUUUAAAAACAUCUGGAAGUAAAUGAAAUAACUUCUUUCCCAGGCAAGGAUUCUGUUUUGUUUCAGCCUGGAGU
This is a messenger RNA of Motacilla alba alba, 4160 nucleotides long. RefSeq names its product cyclin dependent kinase 15 (gene CDK15). NCBI's taxonomy places the organism in Eukaryota, Metazoa, Chordata, Aves, Passeriformes, Motacillidae. The transcript is spliced from 13 exons. The record is from RefSeq and is a predicted model, not a curated record. Gene Ontology annotation, biological process: protein phosphorylation. Gene Ontology annotation, cellular component: cytosol; cytoplasm; nucleus. Gene Ontology annotation, molecular function: cyclin binding; ATP binding; cyclin-dependent protein serine/threonine kinase activity. The coding region runs from base 4 to 1152 and encodes 382 amino acids.